Messenger RNA from Ictalurus furcatus (blue catfish), 7986 nucleotides. RefSeq lists its product as uncharacterized. The coding region runs from base 199 to 7986 and encodes 2595 amino acids. Gene Ontology annotation, cellular component: cell surface. Lineage: Eukaryota; Metazoa; Chordata; Actinopteri; Siluriformes; Ictaluridae. The record is from RefSeq and is a predicted model, not a curated record. Gene Ontology annotation, biological process: cell-matrix adhesion. The transcript is spliced from 48 exons.
UAUGCCUGUUUUGUCCUGCAGGUUGCAGUGUUAGGCUUACUGUCCAGUGAGCAGAAGGCACAGUUCAUCUUACAGCCGGAUUCAGGAGUGUUGGGAAAUGACUCUGUGUUUAGAGAGGUGUUUAGCAGUGUGAUCACAUCUUUAGAUCUGAAUCAACUUGGCGGCUUUUUCACAGCCUUCAAUCAGACUGCAAUACAAAUGAACUUGACCAGCAUUCCUCCAAUAAUAUCAGACACCAUUCUGAACAUGACGCUCUUGUAUCUGGUGCCUCACUUCCAAAGUUUCAGCCCAGAUGACUUUGCCCUGUGGUUCCAGACUUACCUUUCCUUCUUCCUUCCUGGGAUUGGUCCAAACACCCUGUCCAUCAUCCCCAUGAAGAUCAGCUGUGACUCCUACAAAGAGAUAGUGAAAGGACUUGAUAAUGUGUAUAGUGACCUCUCUGCAGCACAGUCCAACAUUGUCUUCAAUUACACACAAGACUAUCUCAAGUACCAGUCCAGCCAAGGCCUGAGCUGCUAUGAUAGCGGAAGCUUCUACAUGUUCCUGAAAGAGUUGUUCCUCAGUUUUGGAUUCCCUGACCUGAAGGAUUUCCUGUCUCUGAUCCCACCUGACCGACAGGAAGAGCUUUUGGACUCCAUCUCUCCUGAAGAACUCAGCGAGUUUCUGAACAGGCCGAACACAGUCGUUAAUGGUUCUGAGCUCUGCACACUCCUCAACAACUACAAUAGAACCGAUCAGUUCCUAGAGAUGGAGCCUGUUUUGUCCUCAGCUCUGGCCAGCCACACGUUGGAGUGUGUGUGGCCUCGAGCUCUCAGUGCCUCAUCUCAGGCUGAUGUAGAACAGUGGUUUAAUGUCACCCUGGUUCACUACCUGCCCUACCUCAGUUCUCAGCUCAUCAGCGCUGCCGAACUCAGUGGCGCCUCCUGUCUGUCAUACAGGAAACUGGUGUCUGUCCUGGGGGACAACUACAAUUUUUCCGCGACUGAUUUCACCCCGGCUGAUGUGUACAGCUCUAUGAAAGUGUAUCUGAACAGCAGCGAUGGCAGCCCCCGCUGCUAUAACUCCUCAGAUCCUCUUCUGAACUCCAGUGCCUGGUUUGUUGACAACAUCGGAUUCUUCAUCACUUUCAUCAACCUCGUUGAUCUGCAAACAUUCCUAUCAGGAAGCAUGAUAAGUGUGUUCCUGGAGAACUCAGAAAAUCUUCAGCUGUUCAACAACUCAGUAAUUUCAGCUAGUGUCCUCGAGUACUAUACAACAGCGUUAUACAUCCAGAAUCCUGACUUCAGCCCACUCGGUUUGCCAGCUGAGCUGCUGUGUCAAACUCCUUCCUCCGUGUUUGUUCAUCUUGGAGAUGCAGACGUCAAAACCAUCCUGGCGAGCAUCAACAACUUCUGCACAGAAAUUAAUCCAGAGGUCACAGCGGUGCUGGUAGCAAAGUUCCCCAAUGUAUCUGCAUCCACCAUCCAAUCUUUGGGCAGCCAAUGUGUGGGCCUGACUGUGGGCCAGAUAAGCUCCGCCCCCUCCGAUGUGAUAAACAGUGCUCUGUCUACACUCGGUGACAUCAGUGGCUGGGAUCAGGGCCAAAUGAACGCUCUCAUCCGGAGCAUCAUUAGUGCAGGCUUUAAUAUCAGCAGUGCCUCCUCUCUGGUGUCCCUGGGAACACUCAUCGGUGGCGUUCCCUCUACAACCAUCUCCAACAUCCCAUCUUCUCAGCUUCUCUCCUUAUCACAGAAUCCAACAUUCAUCAAUAACAUUCUGUCAGCACCAGUUAUUCUGCAACAGACAUUUGUCCAGAAGGUAAUCUCUGUAGACCAAACCGAAGUGAUACAGAAUGUUCCGGAUGCACUGGUGAUGUAUAUUCCACUUGUUCUACUGACAUCACUGAGCUCUGUUGACAUUUCACUCAUCAAUAACAAGAGCUGGAGUCAUGAACAGGCUAUGGUGUUGUUUGGUGCAGUGGCCAGUGCCAGUGAUAAUCCAGAAGAUCUGUCAGCAUCAGUACUGCAGGGAUUCUCCUGCAGCUCAGUUCAGACUCUCCCACAGCAAAAAAACAAAGAUCUAGUGAAAGCCUGUAGACCACGUGCAGGCAGAGACAAGGUCCUCCUGAAAGAGGCUCAGCUGACCUGCAUGUACAACUAUGUGAAAGACGAUCCAUUUGUUGACUUUACCGACGUCCCCUCUGAGAUGCUUCUGUACUACAGCUAUGAGAAGAUACAGAAGGGGAACUGCCAGUCAUAUUUCAGUGCCCUGGGCAGAGCAGAUUUCUCUGUUCUUUCCCCUGCCCUUGACAAAAAGACCAUCCUGUUCAACGAUGCAAAGGACUGCUUGGGUAUAUCUGGCGUGAGUCUGACCAGGGAUCAGGUGGAGGUUCUAGGGAAUAUGGCCUGCACACUGGACUCCUCCUACAUCCAAAAUUCUGACCCUCUCAUUUUGGAGAAACUCAAGAACUGUGGAGAUCUAUCCGAUUCUCAGAUUACCGCUGUACAGUCACGGCUCCUCAAUGGGAACACCGCGUACGGUAAUCCCUCCACAUGGAAUGAGCAGACCGUGGAGCAACUUGGCAUCCUGGCUGUCUAUUUCAAAUCAGACCUCUGCAACACACUUAACUUUAAUGUGAAGAGGAAGUUCCUUUCAGUCCUGAGGGAGCAGAAGAUCCCUAUGUGGAAGAUAAGGACAUUCUUUAUAGAAUGCAACUCAGAAAGCGCUACAGUGAGCGACAUCACAGCGGCAACAAUUGCAGAUGCGUCAUUUCCUUUCGGCUUUAACUCCACGCAGUUCGAUCUGUAUCUGGACGUCGCUGUCCUGCAGGACAACCUGGCAGCCAUCACUGAGAAAGUGGUGGACACCAGCCUCCAGACUGUCAUUCUGAACAAGUUAAAUCAGAUUUACACAUCGGGCCUUGAUGAUGGUGUGCUGCAGCUACUGGGUUCCACUUCUCGUGUGGCCAGUAUUGAUGACAUUAGCAACUGGAACAUUACCAUAAUUGACACGCUGUCCUCUUUGAUGGACUCAAAGGAUGGACAGUGGGAACCAGAAAAGAGUAAAGCAGUGAUUAUGAGGUAUCUGAGCAUGGAUAAUCGCUCUAUGGGAAGUGCUGAAAUAAGUGUAGUUGGUUCCAACAUCUGUACUUUAGACAUCAGUGUACUGGAAAAUAUCUCUGCUGAGAGCCUAAAGGCGCUCCUGUCUCCAGAUCUGUCCUCAUGUUCCAUUGAACAGAAGUCUGCUUUGUACAUCAUCGCCAACUCUUCAUUCAGCAAUCAACGCAGCAAUGCCAUAACAUAUUACCAACUCAUGAGUCCUUACCUGGGUGGAGCUCCUUUGGAGGACAUACAAGCCCUUUCGACUCAUUGCAUCAGCAUGGACAUCACCAUAUUCACUAGUCUGAACCCUGCUGUACUUAAGGCCCUGAAUGUGAGCACAGUGCAAGCUUUAAUGGGGGUAAAUGUGGCAGACUUGAAGCUGUUUGAGAACUCUUCAGUGGUUCAGUCCUGGGUGUCACAACAGAACCAGUCUGAUUUAGAUAUGCUGAACCUUGGCAUCAUCAACACCAAUGGCAGUAAUUAUACCGCCAUCAUCAGUACAACCACUUCUAGUACCAGAACAGCUACUGAGACUGCCACAUCUGCCAAUUUCACUAAAAUGACUACAAUAAUCAACACACCUGCCAUUACCAGUGCCAUCCUCACCACCACUGCUUUCCCCACUAAAAGUUUCGAAGUAACUUCUUCAGUUGGAACAACUGUCAACACAACUGCCACUGCCAAUCCCCUCCUUACCACCACUGCUUCCAGUACUACAAGUAUGAGAAUGACCACGUCUACUGCAACAAAUGUCAACAUAACUGCCACUGCCAAUCCCCUCCUUACCACCACUGCUUCCAACACUACAAGUAUGAGAAUGACCACUUCUGCUGCAACAAAUGUCAACAUAACUGCCACUGCCAAUCCCCUCCUUACCACCACUGCUUCCAACACUACAAGUACAAGAGUGACCACUUCUACUGCAACAAAUGUUAACACAACUGCCACUGCCAAUCCCCUACUUACCACCACUGCUUCCAACACUACAAGUAUGAGAAUGACCACUUCUGCUGCAACAAAUGUCAACAUAACUGCCACUGCCAAUCCCCUCCUUACCACCACUGCUUCCAACACUACAAGUACAAGAGUGACCACUUCUACUGCAACAAAUAUUAACACAACUGCCACUGCCAAUCCCCUACUUACCACCACUGCUUCCAACACUACAAGUAUGAGAAUGACCACUUCUGCUGCAACAAAUGUCAACAUAACUGCCACUGCCAAUCCCCUCCUUACCACCACUGCUUCCAACACUACAAGUACAAGAGUGACCACUUCUACUGCAACAAAUGUCAACACAACUGCCACUGCCAAUCCCCUCCUUACCACCACUGCUUCCAACACUACAAGUAUGAGAAUGACCACGUCUACUGCAACAAAUGUCAACACAACUGCCACUGCCAAUCCCCUCCUUACCACCACUGCUUCCAACACUACAAGUAUGAGAAUGACCACGUCUACUGCAACAAAUGUCAACAUAACUGCCACUGCCAAUCCCCUCCUUACCACCACUGCUUCCAACACUACAAGUAUGAGAAUGACCACUUCUGCUGCAACAAAUGUCAACAUAACUGCCACUGCCAAUCCCCUCCUUACCACCACUGCUUCCAACACUACAAGUACAAGAGUGACCACUUCUACUGCAACAAAUGUUAACACAACUGCCACUGCCAAUCCCCUCCUUACCACCACUGCUUCCAACACUACAAGUAUGAGAUUGACCACUUUUACUGCAACAAAUGUCAACAUAACUGCCACUGCCAAUCCCCUCCUUACCACCACUGCUUCCAACACUACAAGUACAAGAGUGACCACUUCUACUGCAACAAAUGUUAACACAACUGCUACUGCCAAUCCCCUCCUUACCACCACUGCUUCCAACACUACAAGUAUGAGAAUGACCACUUCUACUGCAACAAAUGUCAGCAUAACUGCCACUGCCAAUCCCCUCCUUACCACCACUGCUUCCAACACUACAAGUAAGAGAAUCACCACUUCUUUUGAAAGCACAUCCAGUGCCACUGCCAACCCAUGUCAGGAUGUAGACAGUCAAGCAAUUGAGACUACACUCUUGUAUGGAAAUGCUUCUGCAGUACUGUGCAACUUCAGCAUCACUGACUAUGCCUGUUCAUCAGUUGCUGUUCUUUCCACUGAUGAUCUAGCCAAACUGCUAAAAUGUAAACUGACAGGCAUCAUAAAGUACCCCAAAGAAGUUUGGAAACUUUUCUUCCACAAUUUGGCUGCACCUUUGGAUGAAGCCCUGGACAAGGUUUACAACAUGAACCUCAGCAAUGUUGAGGCUGACCCAAGCAUACUUAAUGCUAUCGGGGAGGUGAUAAUCAAUGACUUCACUGCAGCACAGCUGAAGAAUGCCACAUUUGUAACCGAGUGGUUCCAGAUGAGGCUCAGACCAUUUUUAUCAUCAGUGUCCACAGACAUUCUUUCCCACCUCAGUUCCAAGAACUUCAGCUGUGAGACGUACCAAAUUGUGGUGGAAUCUCUCAGUAGUCAAGAGUCACUCAUGAGAGUAGAACAAAGGCAGUCGGUCAUUACUUCUUUCAUCUUUCCCUUCCUGUCAAGAGCUGACCUGCCAGAUCCUGGCUGUGUUUCCAACACUUCUAGCAGCAUUAACUGGCUUGAAAAGAACCUUGGCAAUUUCUCCAUUUAUGCAUCUUUGGAAGAGCUGAAAAUUCUAAAUGCAAAUUUCUCUAUCGUUGCAGUGUUAGGCCUACUGUCCAAUGAGCAGAAGGCACAGUUCAUCUUGCAGCCGGAUUCAGGAGUGUUGGGAAAUGACUCUGUGUUUAGAGAGGUGUUUAGCAGUGUGAUCACAUCUUUAGAUCUGAAUCAACUUGGCGGCUUUUUCACAGCCUUCAAUCAGACUGCAAUACAAAUGAACUUGACCAGCAUUCCUCCAACAAUAUCAGACACCAUUCUGAACAUGACGCUCUUGUAUCUGGUGCCUCACUUCCAAAGUUUCAGCCCAGAUGACUUUGCCCUGUGGUUCCAGACUUACCUUUCCUUCUUCCUUCCUGGGAUUGGUCCAAACAUCCUGUCCAUCAUCCCCAUGAACAUCAGUUGUGACUCCUACAGAGAGAUAGUGCAAGGACUUGAUAAUGUGUACAGUGACCUCUCUGCAGCACAGUCCAACAUUGUCUUCAAUUACACACAAGAUUAUCUCAAGUACCAGUCCAGCCAAGGCCUGAGCUGCUAUGACAGCGGAAGCUUCUACAUGUUCCUGAAAGAGCUGUUCCUCAGUUUUGGAUUCCCCGACCUGAAGGAUUUCCUGUCUCUGAUCCCACCUGACCGACAGGAAGAGCUUUUGGACUCCAUCUCUCCUGAAGAACUCAGUGAGUUUCUGAACAGGCCGAACACAGUCGUUAAUGGUUCUGAGCUCUGCACACUCCUCAACAACUACAAUAGAACCGAUCAGUUCCUGGAGAUGGAGCCUGUUUUGUCCUCAGCUCUGGCCAGCCACACGUUGGAGUGUGUGUGGCCUCGAGCUCUCAGUGCCUCAUCUCAGGCUGAUGUAGAACAGUGGUUUAAUGUCACCCUGGUUCACUACCUGCCCUACCUCAGUUCUCAGCUCAUCAGCGCUGCCGAACUCAGUGGUGCCUCCUGUCUGUCAUACAGGAAACUGGUGUCUAUCCUGGGGGACAACUACAAUUUUUCCGCGACUGAUUUCACCCCGGCUGAUGUGUACAGCUCUAUAAAAGUGUAUCUGAACAGCAGCGAUGGCAGCCCCCACUGCUAUAACUCCUCAGAUCCUCUUCUGAACUCUACUGCCUGGUUUGCUAAUAACAUUGGAUUCUUCAUAACCUUCAUCACCCUCACCGAUCUCCGGUCAUUUAUAUCAGAUAGCAAGAUUGGUGUGUUCCUGGAGAAUUCGGAAAAUCUUCAGUUGUUUAGUAACUCAGAAAUUUCAGCCAAUGUCACAGAAUACUACACAACUCAAUUAUACAUCCAGAAUCCCAACUUUAACCCUCUCAGAUUACCAGGUGGACUUCUCUGUGAAGCUCCUGCCUCUGCAUUUGUUCCUCUUGGAAAUGCAGACAGUCAGAUCAUUCUGUCGGGCAUCAACAAAUUCUGCAAUGAAACCAAUCCAGAGAUCACAGCAGCACUGGUGGAAAAGUUUCCUAGUGUGUCAGCACCUGCAAUUCAGUUGCUUGGCAGCCAGAGUGUUGGCCUGACUGUUGGCCAGAUAAGCUCCGCCCCCUACAAUGUGAUAAACAGUGCUCUGCCUACACUCAGUAACAUCAGAGGCUGGGACCAGGGCCAAGAAAAUGCCCUCAUCCAGAGCAUCAUUAGUGCAGGCGUUAAUAUCAGCAGUGCCUCUUCUCUGUUAUCUCUGGGAACACUCAUCGGUGGCGUUCCCUCUGCAACCAUCUCCAGCAUCCCAUCUUCUCAGCUUCUGUCUUUAUCCCAGAAUCCAACAUUCAUCAAUAACAUUCUGUCAGCACCAGUUAUUAUACAAGAAACCUAUGUCCAGCAGGUAAUCUCUGCAGACCAGUCCAAAGUGAUAGAGAAUGUCCCAGAUGCAUUGGUCAUGCAUAUCCCAGUUAUUCUACUGUCAUCACUGAGCUCUGUUGAGAUUUCACUCGUUAAUAACAAGAGCUGGAGUCAUGAACAGGCUAUGAUGUUGUUUGGUGCAGUGGCCAAUACUAGUGAUAAUCCAGAAGAUCUGUCAGCAUCAGUACUGCAGGGAUUCUCCUGCAGCUCAGUUCAGUCUCUCCCACAGCAAAAAACCAAAGAUCUAGUGACAGCCUGUAGACCACGUGCAGGCAGAGACAAGGUCCUCCUGAAAGAGGCUCAGCUGACCUGCAUGUACAACAACAUGAAAGAAGACUCUGUGAACUUCACUGAUGUCCCUACUGACAUGCUCCUCUAUUACAGGGUAUAUCUGGUGUGA